AAUCAUGACGAGAUCACCGGGACAGCCCAAAAUUGACCAAAAUACCCCCGAAGGGACAACCCACCCGUUCCCACGAUUCCCUCAGAUCCACCCCCGCUGGGAACCGAAUCCAAAGCGAUUCGAUUCCCCGCAUCGGCUGGUAAAAAUCCGUCGCUUCGCGCCCGCUGCUGCUUCGAUUGCUUCGCGUGAUCAGUUGCCUCGUGCUCCUCUCUCCCUGCCUGUUCUGGCCAGCGCGUCGCGGUUGACGGUCGGGGUGGUCGGGCGGGAGCGCGAUGGCUGCGCCGCCGGCGAGGGCUCGCGCCGACUAUGACUACCUCAUCAAGCUGCUGCUCAUCGGCGACAGCGGUGUUGGCAAGAGUUGCCUCCUACUGCGGUUCUCCGAUGGUUCCUUCACCACUAGUUUCAUUACUACAAUUGGCAUUGAUUUUAAGAUAAGAACGGUUGAACUGGACGGCAAGCGUGUUAAAUUGCAAAUUUGGGAUACAGCUGGUCAAGAGCGGUUUAGGACUAUCACUACAGCAUACUACCGAGGAGCCAUGGGUAUCUUGCUUGUUUACGAUGUCACUGAUGAGUCAUCUUUCAACAAUAUACGGAACUGGAUCCGCAACAUCGAACAACAUGCAUCUGAUAAUGUGAAUAAAGUAUUGGUAGGCAACAAGGCUGACAUGGAUGAGAGUAAAAGGGCUGUUCCUACUGCAAAGGGGCAAGCACUAGCCGAUGAAUAUGGCAUCAAGUUUUUCGAGACUAGUGCCAAGACUAACCUCAAUGUGGAGCAAGUUUUCUUCUCCAUUGCCCGAGACAUUAAGCAGAGACUUUCUGAAACUGAUUCCAAGCCUGAGGAUCGGUUAGUCAAUAUUAGAAAAGAUCAAGGUGCCGAGGCUUCGGAAUCUCAGAAAUCUGCUUGCUGUGGCUCAUGAGGAAUUCUUUGUCUUCAUUAUCCUAAACUAUUUUGGCUAUGUUUUCUUACCUUUUUACUUGAUAUUGUAGGAAAAAUGUUGAGAAGAUAGUCAUGAUGUGCUUAUUCUUUUACUUGAUUUCAGUCUGUGCAACAAUUGCUCGUCGUUUUAA
Messenger RNA from Panicum hallii, 1068 nucleotides. RefSeq names its product ras-related protein RABE1c-like. Gene Ontology annotation, biological process: protein secretion; regulation of exocytosis. Bases 273 to 917 code for a protein of 214 amino acids. NCBI's taxonomy places the organism in Eukaryota, Viridiplantae, Streptophyta, Magnoliopsida, Poales, Poaceae. Gene Ontology annotation, cellular component: plasma membrane. The transcript has 8 exons. Gene Ontology annotation, molecular function: GTPase activity; GTP binding. The record is from RefSeq and is a predicted model, not a curated record.